Messenger RNA from Hibiscus syriacus, 1086 nucleotides. RefSeq names its product 14-3-3 protein 7-like. The transcript is spliced from 7 exons. NCBI's taxonomy places the organism in Eukaryota, Viridiplantae, Streptophyta, Magnoliopsida, Malvales, Malvaceae. The coding region runs from base 97 to 858 and encodes 253 amino acids. Gene Ontology annotation, cellular component: cytoplasm. The record is from RefSeq and is a predicted model, not a curated record. Gene Ontology annotation, biological process: signal transduction.
GGCAUUCCUUAAAAGGCAGUUUCCCUUCAUGUCCACAGGCUUUUCCAAACCGCAAAAUCUAAAAGAUCGAAGACUCAGAGGCAAAGAAACGUCGCGAUGGAGAAGGAAAGAGAGCAACAAGUUUACUUGGCAAGACUCGCCGAGCAAGCUGAAAGAUAUGACGAGAUGGUUGAGGCAAUGAAGAGUGUUGCUAGGUUGGAUGUUGAGCUUACUGUGGAGGAGAGGAAUCUAUUAUCUGUUGGAUAUAAGAAUGUGAUCGGAGCAAGAAGGGCAUCUUGGCGGAUAUUGUCUUCAAUUGAACAGAAAGAGGAGGCCAAGGGUAAUGAACAAAAUGUGAGGAGGAUAAAGGAGUACAGACAGAGGGUUGAAGAUGAACUUGCAAAGAUAUGCAGUGAUAUACUCUCUGUCAUUGAUAAGCACCUCAUUCCAUCUUCCUCGACAGGGGAAUCAACUGUUUUCUACAACAAGAUGAAAGGAGAUUAUUUUCGUUAUUUGUCAGAAUUUAAGGCAGGAGAUGAUCGUACAGAAGCUGCUGAUCAGUCUCUUAAGGCCUAUGAGGCUGCCACCUCCACUGCAAGCUCAGAUUUGCCUCCUACUCACCCAAUUAGACUUGGCUUGGCUUUGAACUUCUCUGUUUUCUACUAUGAGAUCUUAAAUUCUACCGAGAGGGCUUGUCAUCUGGCCAAACAAGCAUUUGACGAGGCUAUUGCAGAGCUUGAUAGCCUUAAUGAAGAAUCUUACAAGGAUAGCACCCUUAUUAUGCAGCUUCUCAGGGACAAUCUCACCUUAUGGACCUCAGAUCUGCCAGAGGAAGGAGGUGAGCAAUCAAAAGCAGAUGAUCCUCGGGCAGAGAGUUAAUUGGAUGAAAGAGUAUUCUUUUUAGACUCAGCUUGCGAGGUAGGAAAGGGGCUUGCUGCUAGAGUGACCUGCUUUCAACUCAUGGUAGUAGCACCAGGAUUUGUGACCUAUGGCAUGGUCAAUUUGUUCAUCAGAUGUUUUCAGACUACUGUUAUUCUCUGUUCUCUUAUGUUUAAAACGUAAUUGAAUCUGUUUAUUUUAGUCUUAUGACCCAUUUUCUUGUGUUCA